Molecule: messenger RNA, 5013 nt
Organism: Mobula hypostoma (lesser devil ray)
Lineage: Eukaryota; Metazoa; Chordata; Chondrichthyes; Myliobatiformes; Myliobatidae
Gene: clpp
Product: caseinolytic mitochondrial matrix peptidase proteolytic subunit
Exons: 7
Coding region: 536-1348 (270 amino acids)
Biological process (GO): protein quality control for misfolded or incompletely synthesized proteins
Cellular component (GO): endopeptidase Clp complex
Molecular function (GO): ATP-dependent peptidase activity; serine-type endopeptidase activity; ATPase binding
Source: RefSeq, a predicted model, not a curated record
GUUUGUGACAAUACAGUACCUAAAGAUGGUGCUGUGAUGCAUCCUUGCUUUUGGGCUCUGAUCCAGCAGUAACUGAUUGAAAACUGCCCAAAUUCAGGUCAGGCCUUGUGCAUCUGAGCAAAAAAGUAAACUGCUGGAAGAACGCAGUGAGUCAAGCAGGACCGGGAAUGGUUAGCGUUUUGUGUCAAGACCCAUGUAUCACGUUUCAAAUAUUGAUCGUGACUUUGCUUCCACAGAUGCUGCUUGACUGGCUGCAUUCUUCCUGAUGUUUAUUUUUUUACUCCAUCUUCCAUUAUCAGUUGCUUGAGCCCCGUGGAACAUUCGAGACGCCCGUCCACCAGUCUGAACUGGAUUUGAGUGACGCGGGCCAGCAAGCUCCUGAUCGUCGGAGAAAGGCAAUAAAGCUGGCCUUGUCAGGGUGAUUUUACGUGGUGAGAUCAAGCCCCGGGUGUGCUCGCAGACCAGCGGCAUCCAGAGAAAAAGCAGUUGGAGUGGGAUUGAUGGGAUCACUCAGCUCAAGAAGCAUUUGUGCUGAAUGGACUCCUGCUGUCCCAUGCGCGUUCCCAGUGAUUGUUCAAAUAGAUCGUUGCUAGGAUCAGCCAGAGGAGGAACCCAGUCUGUUGAGACCUUUGUGCACCAUUCUAGGAUUCUCAUGACAGGAUGCAGGAAGAUACAUCAGACUUCGAGCUGUAAUCGUCCGUUAAUCCCUAUUGUCAUCGAACAAACAGGUCGCGGAGAGCGAGCUUAUGAUAUCUACUCAAGGCUACUGAGAGAGAGAAUUAUUUGUGUCAUGGGACCUAUAGAUGAUAACAUUGCCAGUUUAGUCAUCGCUCAGCUUCUGUUCCUUCAGUCAGAGAGUAACAAGAAGCCGAUCCACAUGUACAUCAACAGCCCUGGCGGUGUGGUGACAGCUGGCCUGGCCAUUUACGACACCAUGCAGUACAUCCUCAACCCCAUCUCCACCUGGUGCGUGGGGCAGGCUGCCAGCAUGGGCUCCUUGCUGCUGGCUGCAGGCAGCCCGGGAAUGAGGCACUCACUGCCCAAUGCUCGCAUCAUGGUCCACCAGCCCUCAGGAGGGGCAUCUGGCCAGGCCACUGACAUCGCCAUUCAGGCAGAGGAGAUCCUCAAGAUUAAGAGGCAGAUCAAUAAUAUUUAUGCCAAGCACACCAAGCAGCCACUCCCAGUGAUCGAAGGAGUGAUGGAACGGGAUCGAUAUAUGAGCCCCGUGGAGGCUCAGGAGUUCGGGAUAAUCGACAAGGUCCUCGUCCACCCUCCGCACAGCGGGGAGGAUGAGCCGCAGCUGGUUCACAAGGAGGAAUCUACCACACCGGGCACUCCCGAGCCCUGAGCUGCGAGUUCCAUCCGACGCACCUUCUCCCGACUUCUCUGCCACGUGUACAUCAACACUUUUUAUUAAACAUUUUUUGACAAAGAAGCCUCUCAAAUGUUGCCUCUCCAGGAGAUGUGAACAUAAAAUCUAGGCCUGUACAUCCCACACAGUACUGAGGAAAAUCAACACUGUUGGAGAUAGGGUCUUUCAUUAAGUCUGCUCGCCCUUUGAAGAAAAGUGUUCGAGAGCCACAAGGUAAUGUUGCAGCUCCCCCCCCCACCCCAUUAUACUGGCUAUCUCCCCUCUCUCCACUCUCAGUUCUAAUGCAGGCUUUCAACCCAAAACAUCGACAAUUCCUUCGUAGAUCCUCAAAGUUGCAGUUCAAGUUGACAGGGUGGUUAAGAAGCCAUAUGGUGUGUUGGCCUUCGUUAGUUGGGGGCUUGAGCUCAACAGCUGAGAGGUAACGUUGCAGCUCUAUAAAACUGUGGUUAAUCCACACUUACAGUGUUGUGUCAGUUCUAGUUGCUCACCGUAGGGAUGAUGUGGAAGCUUUAGAGAGGGUGCAGAGGAGAGGACACUGCCUGGAUUAGAGGGCAUGUUUUAUAAAGAUAGGUUAAACAAGCUAGGGCUUUUCUCUGAGAGGAAGGAUGAGAGGAGAUGUGGUAGAGGUCUAUAUAAUUAUGAGAGGUGUUGGUAGAUGAACAGGAAGGCAAUAGUCAAUACCAAAGAGCAGCUAUUUAAGGUGAGUGGAGGAAAAUUCAGGGGAGAUGUCAGGGGUAGUUUUUCUUUUACACAGAGUGAUGGGGGUCUGGAAUGCACUGCCACAGGUGGUGGUAGAGGCUGAUAUAUUAGGGAAAGUUAAGAAGCUCUUAGAUAGGUACAUGGAUGUGGGCUGUGAAGAAGGGAAGGAUUAGAUUGGUUGUGGUCAUAAGAGAUUUUGCAGAUCUACAAAUCCUGAGCAGCACACACAAAAUGCUGGAGGAAUUCUGCAGGUCAGGCAGUCUGACAGGUGAUGGGCAAGACAUUCCCCCUCACCUGGUCACACCUAUCACCUGGUAGUUUGUAUUCUCCCCACUUUCUUAUUCUGGCUUCUGCCCCUGACCCCACCCGCCACUUUCCCAUCCUGCUGAAGAGUCUCAGCCCGCAACAACUGUCAACUAUUUAUUCCCCUCCAUAGAUGCAGCUUGAGAUUGAUUGUAGUAAAUUGGCCAAUAAUUAGCUUGAUUUAACAGUAGCACAAAAGAAUUUUUGGUCGGCGUCGGACUGUGGGAGCUUGAUGUGCAACAUCGAGUGAUUUCAGUAAGCUCGCAUCCAAAGGGAAAGCCAUUGGCUGUAAAGAACUUUGGGACCUCAUGAAAAUAUCCGGAGAGAUUCAGAACCUCUUGCAUCCUCCACGGCUUUGAAGAGUUCCUCCUAGCCGGGUUUUGAGUUUUGCACUUGGCUUUGGAGAACAGGGUUCUGAGAUCACUGAAGGGAAAAUGGAGAGGAGCAACUGCAGAUGCUGGAAUCAGGAGCAACAAACAAGAUACUGGAGGACCCAGUGGAAAUGGAUAACCAACGUUUCCGUUUCGGACUCAUGGGCUCAACCCAAAAUGUCAGAUAUCCGUUUCCCUCCAUAAAUGCUACCUGACCUACUGAGUUCCUCCAGCAUCUUACGUUACGAGGGAAAAUGGAGUUGCGCCAAAUACUCUUAGCAUCACAGAGUUAUACUGCCUGAUACAGGCCCUUCAUUCCAUUCCAUCCAUGCCAACCAUUUACAUUAUGCACUAAUCCCUUUCAUUUUAAAUUUUCCCCUCAUUCUUACCAAUACCACCCCCUUACUAAUUCACCCACUCACCUGUACAUUAGGGGCAACUUGAACAGUAGCCAAGUAACUCACCAACCCACAGGGUCUUGGGAUGUGGCAGAAGACUGGAGCACACUGAGGGAUCCCCACACAUCACAAGGACAACGUGCAAACUCCACACAGACAACACCGGAGGUCAGGACUGAAAUCAGGACUCUGGACCUGUGAGGCAGAAGCUCGACUGACCACACCACCGUGCUGUCUGGUCACCUCUUUCCGUUGUGUUAACGUAUUUGCUAAUUUCUGCACCUUUCCAAAUCAAGUGGAGUUUACUGAGACAUGCACAGGUGUGGUGAGGUACAGGUACGAACAAAAGCUUGUGGCAACAUCACAGGCACUUAGGGACAGACAUAAGUGAUACAAGGCAGUGAAGAGAGACAGAAAAAAGACUGCAAAGAUAGACACUAUUAGAAAAAAGUGUGGGGUGGUGCAAGAGGUGACCUGUAGUCAAAGUAAGAUUAGUUAUCAACAUACGUACCUGUAUGUUACCAUGUACCACCUUGAGAUUCAUUUUCUUGCAGGCAUUUACGGGGGGAAAAAUAAAAAUAUAAUAAUGUUCAGAAACUUGUACAGAAACAAAAAUUGAAAAACAACUAAUGUGCAAAAGAAGACAAACUGCAAAUAAAGUAAAAUAAUACUAUGAGCAUGAGUUGUAAAGAAUUCUUGGGAGUGAGUCUGUAGGUUGUAGAAUCAGUUCUGAUUUGUGGUGAGUGAAAUUAUCCACACUGGUUCAGGAGCCUAAUGGUUGAACUGUUCCUGAACCUGGUGGUGUGGCAUCUAAGGCUUCUGCACCCUCUUCCUGAUGGAGGCAGUGAGAAGAGAGCAUGGCCUAGUUGGUGGAGGGAGGUCCGUGAUGAUGGAUGCUGCUUUCUUGUGGCAGUACUCCAUAUAAGUGUGCUCGAUGGUGGGAGGGCUUCACCUGUGAUGGACAUGGCCAUCAAAAGCACCUGAAACGUUAACGCUUUCAUUCCCGGGAUAAUUCUCGUGAGCCUCCUCUGGAUGCUAUCUGGGACUUUCAAGGUCAAUAUCCUGUCUUUCAAGCUAGUAAGAUUUAAAGAUUGUAACAGAAAACAUGAGGAAGGAAACAAGAUUAAUUAGAGUCAAACCUGGAACAGAGAUAACAAUAAAGGGGGAAAGAUUGGAGUAAGAGAGAGAACAGCAGAAAGUUAUAGGAAGAGGUCUCGGUUUCUCACACAAACCUCCACUCCUCAAAACCAUCCAUCUUACCUAAGCAAUCUCUGAAAUGCGUACACAGCUAGAAGCAGCAAAGUGACUUCCCACUGUAAGUGUGUUUGCCUCAUCGUCAGAUCCAUUUCCAUUACCAGGUGCUGUAGACUGGGAGGGGGCCAGAGAUAUUUUAAAACAAACCUGUCUGGAGGUUCCUACGGUAGUGAGCUGUGUAUGGGACAAAAAGAAAUUGCUACCAUUCUGCUGUGGGGAUGUCCCACCUUGGCCGUGGGUACUAGAGGGAAGACCCUCCUCCAUUUUGUCAGCCAGCCACAGUUUCCUGCUGGCGAAGCAGGAAGAUGCUGUCCAUCUCACCAUACCUAUUCUGGUAUUUUGUAGAUGAUCUGCAUCAUAUCUCGAUUAUUUUCCACCAUUUUCUCUUAGCAGGAUCAGAAUCGGGUUCAAUCUCAUCGAUAUAUGUCGUGAAAUUUGUUGUCUUGCAGCAGCAGUGCGAUGUGAUAUAUAACAAUAGAAAAAAAAUGUGAAGUAUGUAUGUCUGAGAGUGUGUGUGUGUGUGUAUAUAUAUAUAAUGGUUAAAUAAAUAGUGCAAAAAUAGAAAUUUUAAGAAGUGAGGUAGUGUUCAUGUUUUCAAUGUCCAUUCAGAAUUCAG